Thamnophis sirtalis is the source of this 2864-nucleotide messenger RNA. Lineage: Eukaryota; Metazoa; Chordata; Lepidosauria; Squamata; Natricidae. The record is from RefSeq and is a predicted model, not a curated record.
UUUUUUUUAAUUUCAGUGUAAUGAAACUUCCUUCUUUUUUGAAGCACACAACAAAACUGCAUGCAAGCAUUUAUGGAAAUGCUGUGUAGAACAGCACACCUUCUUCAGAAUGCCAGAAAAUGAAUCUAAUUCUCUAUCAAGAAAACUUGGCAAACUUGGAUCUCUUGGUUAUAAACAUCGAUACAGUGGGAAGACAGCUUUGCAGAUGUAUAAAGAUAUUUCUAUCCAGCUUCCUCGACCCAACCAAACAGUUGAAAGAAGUCGUAGUAAGACAUAUCCAAAAAGAACAUCAAAAGUGAAACAAUUUGUUUUAAAAAGUCAAGAAAUGAAAAUAGCCCAGAAACCCAAAGAAGUAAAACCAGUGCACCAUGGGAAGAAAACUGUCCUCAAAGUGGGCUUUAUAAUUCUCCCAGCGACCGAACUAGAUCACCAAAGUUUCCUCAUUCACGACGGCAUCCUUCAGGCGGAAGUGAAAAUGAGCCUGUGCAGCCUUUCAGAAGAAGAUCAAGAUCCCGUUGCAAUACCAGCAGUGGUAGUGAAUCAGAAAAUUCUAAUAGAGAACAUAGGAAGAAGAGACACAGGUUACGACAAGAGAAUGACAUGGUUGAUUCAGCUCCUCAGUGGGAAGCAGUGCUGAGGCGACAAAAGGAAAAAAACCAAACUGAACCCACCCAUCGACGUUCCAAGCACAGAUCACGAUCGAGAAGCCCAGAUGUUCAAGCAAAGGAAGAAUUAUGGAAACACAUUCAAAAAGACCUCAUAGAUCCAUCUGGCCUAUCUGAGGAACAACUAAGAGAGAUUCCAUAUACUAAAAUAGAGACUCAAGGUGAUCCUGUUCGCAUUAGACACUCACAUUCUCCUCGAAGCUAUCGCCAUUAUCGCCGAUCCCAGUGCUCCGAUGGGGAGAGAUCUGUUCUGUCAGAAGUGAAUGCCAAAGCAGACCUUGUGCCUCCGCUCCCUGUUACCCGCUCCUCGGAUGCUCAUUGUCUCACUGCAAUAUCUCAGCAGCGGCGAAAUGGAUCUAAGGACAGCCUGUUAGAAGAAAAAAUACAAACAUCUAUGAACAAUGUGGAUGGAAAACACAGUGCUAAAACUAUAAAAAUUGUUCCAGCAUCAAGGCUCAAGAUAGAGACCUGAUUUUUAUCACAUACAAGACUGGAAGAAUGCAAAUCCAAAAAUCCAAAUAAACACUUUUAGUUGAGGAUCUUUUUUUAAAAAAAAUUAAGAGACUAUAAAAUAAUUUUAAGAACAUUCUGGAUUGCUGUGGAGAAGCUGCUGUUUGAGUUUCAGUAAAAAAGAAGACUGCUACCGCCAUGAGAGUAAAACUAAAAUGCAAGUUAUCUAGAUUGUAUUGGAUGCACAGCAUAAAUACAUGGUUUCAAAAUGGAAGCAUCAGUAAAAGAAAUUCAAGGAACAAUGCAUUUUCAAAGGUGCAAUAGUAGAUGUUCUUUAUUAUAAGGGCUGUAAUUCAUAUGCCUAUACUUGCCUAGCAAAUAUACUACUCCUUUAUUAUUCAAAACAGUGUUGAAUCUUUUGCUACCUAAUAGAACAUCCUUAAUACAAGGAAUUAAUCAAGAGUAUUAUUCAGUUAUGCAAACCCAGGUGCCCUUUCAAUGAAAAUCGAUUAAUUCUCAGUAAAAUAAUGUUUUAAAAUACAAUUCAGAAUAUUGCCAAAGUUUAUCUAUCAGUAUAGUUACUUGGUUCUCUAAGCACUGAAUAGUAGUAAUCAAUAUAGAAAACAUGAUUUUGUUUGAAAUCUAUGGCAGUUUUAUAAAUCUUCAAGGUUUGUUGCAGUCUUCUAAACAAGUUGCUAUCAUAUUUGAGUGAAAUGUUAAGCCAGUCUCCUUUUUGUUGAUAUUUGCAAAACUUUUCAACAACAGACCUGAUAUGAAGUUACUGAAGAAAAGGGACUGAAAUUUUCUUGUUUACUCAUUUGGAGGGGCAUGGGAAGUGAUAGACAUGCAAUGUCUGCAAUUAAUUUGAUUUCCUACUGAGAAUCAGUACCUUGCUGUAUUUUGGUAGUACAGUUUUGUAGCACUUGGAAAUAGGAAAAAGACUUGGAAAACUGUGGAUGCUUCAUUCCUUGCACUGAUUCUGUUAAUUCACAAGACCACUUUCAGCAAAAAUGAAUACGGUUAUUACCUGAAGGGACUGAAAGAAAUAGUAGAUUAUACAGGCUGUGAAGUGCUUGUGGGUAAGAUGAUAAAAAAGCAGAGAACAUUUUUCUAAUUUCCUUGAAUGAAUGGAUUAGUUGCAUUGUCUUCCUUUUCACAGGAAAGAAAGUGAGCCAAUUAAAAGAAAAAAAGAAACCAAGAGAAAUACAAUUUAAAAUUUCUGCUACCAUAUGCACCUAUUUACAUUUCUGGAUUACUUUGUUGAUGAGCAUUUAUAAAUACAAUCCAACUGGAAGACAUGUUGAAUGUAGGAGAGAACAUAAGAUUUAGAUAGAUCUGACUAUAAAUUAUUUCUAAAAAGGAAAGUUCCAUCUGAAAGGGAUAUCAUAAAAUGCUGCUAGAGCAGUAAAUUCAAGAUGGCCAUCACAAAAAGUGCUCCCAAAAUGGUUGAACAAACUCAAUUCUUGAUGUUGUAUGUGUCUCCAAUUAAGAAUUUUAAGAUUUGAAAAAUGCAUCAAUUUUGACAGUGCUGAUUUGAACAAAAUUACAGUAGGCAAAAUAUAUAAAAUUGAUCUGUCAUUGCUUUCUAUUAAAUACGAUUUCAUACAUUUUUGUAGAUGUUUUUCUCUAUGUUUGAUCAUUUAUGGAGGAUCUGUAUUUAACAUUUGUUUUUUAAAUGAAUGGUUACUUGUGCUGUAUACAUAAAAACAUGAUAGACAAAUUGAGAAAAAUAAAGCUCAUAGUUUUCAA